Molecule: messenger RNA, 1965 nt
Organism: Aspergillus neoniger CBS 115656
Lineage: Eukaryota; Fungi; Ascomycota; Eurotiomycetes; Eurotiales; Aspergillaceae
Exons: 7
Coding region: 1-1965 (654 amino acids)
Source: RefSeq, a predicted model, not a curated record
AUGGAGACAGAAACAUCAGCCUGCUUCCAGCAGGCCCUGAACUCAUUCAAGACUCAGUCAGGGCCCGGCCUGGUGGCAGAAUUUGAGAUGACAUCUUUGACGGAUCUUAAAAGCUCCAUCGCCAAAAUUCAAACGAAGCAAGCGACAGAAAGAAGGAUGCAGAAUAUGCGACGCAUUUCCAGCUUCAUUGGUAUAAUGGAGAGAUACGGUGAAGUUAUAGAGGUAUUUUUGAAUACGACUAAUAUUCUCGCAUUUGUUUGGGGGCCGAUGAAGUUUCUGCUCCAGGUACUGUUCAAUUCUAACCACCAAGCCUUCAUGAUUGCUGAAAUGUUGCAGGUUGCUAGCUCUGUAUCUGAAGCAUUCAACGAACUCUUAGAGACUUACAAGAUUAUUGGAGAAGGCCUAGAGCUUCUCGAACGCUGUAUUGGCCUGAUUGAUGGAAAGACCCUUGUCCAACGCGCCGUAGAGUCUAUGUUUCACGAUAUUUUUGCGUUUCAUGAAAUAGCGCUUGCUUAUUUCAGGAAGCCGAUGUGGAAGCAGGUCUUUCAAGCUACUUGGUCUACAUAUAAAGCGAGGUUUGGACCAGUUGUGGAGAGCUUCAAGCGCCAUAAACAAGUCUUCGAAGACAGACUGACUUUCGUACAACUCGAGGACAUCCGCUCAAAAGUGAUCACAGCAUCAGAAGAACUUGAAAAGCUGCGCAAUAAGGAAAAGCUGGGUCAGCUAAGGGAGAUCCAGAAUUGGCUGAAUAGCGCAGACGUCGCAAGCGACCAGCAUGCUUUUACGAGUGCUCGAAUAGGUAAAACACAAACCGGAAGUUGGAUUUUGCAUCAUCAACAAUACUGUUCGUGGAAAAAAGGAUCAACGCAGCCGUUGCUCUGGGUGAAUGGCAUCCCAGGAGCGGGGAAGACUAUCCUAGCCUCGACUAUCAUUGAAUACUGCCUAAAUAGUCACGAAUCUACGAUUUGGUUCUAUUUCAGGAAUGGCGAUGCACAAAGAAACUCCUUCCUUUGCUUUGCGGCUAGUCUCAUCUCACAGACACUCGCGAGAGAUACUGAUCUGCUACCAUACGUCUACGAAGAGAUGUGUCGCAAAGGUAAGCAAUCAUUCUCAUCGGAGAAAUUAGCCAAAGAGUUACUAGAUGUAAUGAUCAAGAAUACCGGUUAUACUUGUAUCAUCCUCGAUGGGGUUGAUGAAUGCGGCAAAGUUGAAAGGAAGAAGAUCCUCGAAUGGAUCCUCCAGAUAAUUGAUCAUCAGCGGAAUCCCCAAAGUUCAGACUCCAUAAUCUGUGCUAUUGUUUCACAAAAGGAUAGCAUCACCUCCAAGGCUUUGCGUCAUAUCCCAAGCCUGGAAAUUACUUCGAAGGAUACACGUGACGAUAUUUUUGCGUAUGUGUCAUCUCGAUGCUCCGAUAUUCAGAACAAAUUCCAGCUAGAUGAUGAAGACACAAAAGCAAUAGUAGAGCUUGUCAUGGGAAAGGCGGGGGGGAUGUUUCUUCUCGCAAAACUUGCAAUGAACAACCUAUACUGUCAAGUGUCAGCAAGCUCUCUGUUUAACGAACUGAAAACCAAGGACAUACCAAGUCAGCUUGAUCAGGCAUACGAUCGAAUUCUGAACAAUAUUCUCGAAGACCACGGUUCCCGCUCUUAUGCGAUUCAGCUACUUGGGUGGCUGGUAUGCGCAAAGCGUCAACUUAAGUGGCGGGAGAUACAGGGUGCGGUAUCAGUCGACCUCGAAGCCGAAGAUGUUGAUCUCCGAAAUCGUCAAUGGAUACUUGACUCUAAAGAUCUAUGUGAUUCGCUCGUCGAAAUGAGGACUGAUGGGUCUCUUGAGCUUGUUCAUGGAACCGCAAAGCUCUUCCUUAUCCGCACAAACCUCAUCGAUAUCAGACAUGUGGAGUUAAGUAUGGCUUCACUUUGUGUGGGCUACCUGGCACUACCAGGCUUUGAUAUGUCGCUCUCAUAA